Molecule: messenger RNA, 1671 nt
Organism: Mugil cephalus (flathead mullet)
Lineage: Eukaryota; Metazoa; Chordata; Actinopteri; Mugiliformes; Mugilidae
Gene: smtla
Product: somatolactin alpha
Exons: 5
Coding region: 61-759 (232 amino acids)
Biological process (GO): positive regulation of tyrosine phosphorylation of STAT protein; response to nutrient levels; positive regulation of growth
Cellular component (GO): extracellular region
Molecular function (GO): growth hormone activity; growth hormone receptor binding
Source: RefSeq, a predicted model, not a curated record
ACCUUUAUAAAGAAGGGCGCAUGACAAGAAAGCAAGGAAAACCUGAAGAACAUUGACAGAAUGCAAGUAAUGACAGUAGUUUUUCAGCAGGGUGUAUGGGCUCUGCUGCUCUGGCCCCAUCUUUUUACUGCCAGCACCCCGCUAGACUGUAGAGAAGAACAGGGCGGCCUUUCCCGCUGCCCCACAAUCUCCCAGGAGAAACUUCUAGAUCGGGUCAUCCAUCAUGCGGAGCUCAUCUAUCGCGUCUCAGAAGAAUCGUGCUCUUUGUUUGAGGACAUGUUCAUUCCAUUCCCUUUGAGGCUCCAGACUAACCAGGCCAGCUAUACCUGCAUCACUAGAGCCCUACCCAUCCCCAGCUCCAAAAGCGAAAUCCAACAGAUAUCCGACAGAUGGUUGCUUCACUCCGUGCUGAUGCUGGUUCAGUCGUGGAUUGAGCCUUUGGUCUACCUGCAGACUGCACUGAAUCAAUACGACCAGGCUCCUGACAUGCUGCUCAAUAAGACAAAGUGGGUGUCCGACAAACUCAUCAGUCUGGAGCAAGGGGUGGUGGUCCUCAUCAGGAAGAUGCUGGAUGAGGGGACCCUGACCACAACCUACACUGAACAAGGCCUUUUCCAGUAUGAUCUGCAGCCAGACAUGCUGGAGUCUAUCAUGAGAGACUAUGCCUUACUCAGUUGCUUCAAGAAAGACGCCCAUAAGAUGGAGACGUUCCUGAAGCUUCUCAAGUGUCGUCAAACCGAUACAUAUAACUGUGCAUAAGACAUAAGCUGCAGCUUUUAAAUAAUCUAGUGUUUAGCUUUAAAUGAAUUCCUGAGGUGGGCAGUACGCACUUAAAGAUAUGGCCAUGCCCCUGGGCAAUUCAGUCUUGCUUGUAAUGCAGCACAUUCCUUAUUGAUUGUUUUGGAAUACCUUCACACACAACUAAGUAGGUGUAAAGCUGUGCCCUUGCUACAACAUACAUAACAACUGAGAUGGUAAAAACAGAAGAAAUAUAUAUAUAUAUAUAUAUAUUCUUUUUUGUACCAGCUCAGUUGUUAUUUUAACAUGUGAAAGGCAAGAGAGGGCAAACUCCCAAAAGAGUAUUUGCAUGUCAAGCCGUCAAAAAUAAAAAAAUCUGCAUAUCCUGCCAUUGAUUUUUCAUUUCCUUUGUUCUUAACUGGAGCUUGUAUUCCUCCCUGGCUCUCGCCGUGUUUUGAUUAUUCCCACAGCCCCUGGAGGAUUGAGUAAGGCUCCCAUGUUGUGGAGUGGGUUUCACUUCUGCAUUAGUGAAAUGAAACACUUCCACCACAGAGGGGAGUCAAACAGAGAGUGAUCACUCUAUAUACUAGAUAUAUAUAUAUUUUAAAGGGACACUUUUUGAUUGGUGAAAGAGAGCGGGAGAGAGACAAAAUGAUUAAUAGCUGAAAUGAGAGCCAAUGCCCUUGUAGGAACAGGAGCCCUUCUUUUAAAGUGUGCCCAAUUUUACACGAAUGAAAUGUGUUAAAAAUAUGUCUUAUCCACUUCAAAUGUCCAGAGAAUAAACUGUUUAAAUUUAUAUUGUUAUUAUUUUAUCCAUGCAGAAUGUAAAUAGUAUAGUAAUGGCAAAAGCCCUCUGUAACCUACUAUGAAAACAUUUUCUAGUUAGCUGCUGUUGAAUUAAUAAGCUAAUAAAGCAAAAGAGAAAAAAAAAAA